Molecule: messenger RNA, 1956 nt
Organism: Torulaspora globosa
Lineage: Eukaryota; Fungi; Ascomycota; Saccharomycetes; Saccharomycetales; Saccharomycetaceae
Gene: MSC2
Product: metal cation transporter MSC2
Exons: 1
Coding region: 1-1956 (651 amino acids)
Biological process (GO): intracellular zinc ion homeostasis; transmembrane transport; zinc ion transport
Cellular component (GO): Golgi apparatus; membrane
Molecular function (GO): zinc ion transmembrane transporter activity
Source: RefSeq, a predicted model, not a curated record
AUGCAGCAUAUCGAUAUCUCGUCUGCCAUACCGCUGCUACUGGCGUAUCCGACGGUGAUUUUGGCGAGCCACCUGGUGCUUGCGGGCAACCCCGCAAGCCCCGGUGCGGCCGCGCUGCGGCUCGUGCUGCUGCCGCUGUUUGCAGCGUGCAGUGUGUGUGUGGUGGGACUCUUGCUCAAGUUGUGGGGCGAUCUCCGGUCGGCGUUGUCUGCGCUAGUGCUGGCGGCGCUUAUCUCACAACUGAACUUCGCCCUUGGUACAGUUCAAACCACCGCGCUGUCGCUGGUGACGAUUAAACUGGUGCUGUGCGGCGACACGCCGCGGUACUCGUGGUCCAAACUGCUCAAGGUAUAUCUUCCCCUGUGUCUGCUGAGCGCUGUCGUCGCGAAACUUUCAGGUGCUUCAGGGGUCUUACCGCCCCUGAUGUCUUACCUGGCGUUAGUGGCAUGUCUGAAAGUGGUGCUGCCGCGACUACCGAAGGGUGAGGUGGCAGCCAGGAAGAAAUCGGUCUUAUCCAUACCUCUGGUGUGUGCGGCGGUGCUGUAUGUUGCUUGUUUGUCCUAUGGGUGGUCGUUUCAGUUGUUGAUGGUUUUUGUGUUCGGCGGCUGUUUGGUGAUCCUUCUUGUAUCCGCGAGGGACCUCGCGGCAGAAGAACAAAAGAGGCCGCUCACAAUGGCAAGAUAUUUCAUCGUGUCGAGCGCCUUGAUGGCGGUCGUCUUGCAAUUCUUGUCGUUCAAUGCCAUCUCGUCCUCGAGACUCGCGGAUUGCGUUACGAUAGUGUAUGCGGUGUAUGCGGAGUACGUGUCGUGGUCCGUGGAUAUCGAGCCUCAUGGACAGAGUAGUACCAUCGGCGAGGAGACUCCAAGCAGUCUUUUCCAGCAGAUAGCCAAGAAUAAGGACACGCGGUCUAUCUUUUCGUUCUUGCUUCUCAACACGACUUUCAUGUUUGUCCAGUUGCUGUAUUCAUUUCGGUCCAAGUCGCUCGGACUGUUGUCCGAUUCGUUGCAUAUGGCGUUGGACUGCACUUCGUUACUUCUGGGACUGAUCGCGGGGGUGUUGGCGAAAAGGCCCCCGAGCGAUAAGUUUCCUUUUGCUAUGGGGUUUCUGGAGACGUUGGCGGGCUUCACGAACGCGGUUCUUCUCCUGGGGAUCGUAUGUGGCAUCUUUGUGGAGGCUCUUGGGCGACUGUUCAGUCCGGUGCAUUUGCACAAGACGAGCGAGCUGCUGGUGGUGGCUACUUUGGGAUUGAUAGUUAAUCUUGCGGGACUGUUUGCGUUUGAUCACGGUGGACACUCGCAUGGCGGAAGUAACGAAAAUAUGAGAGGUAUCUUUCUGCAUAUUCUCGCGGACACUUUAGGUUCGGUCGGCGUCAUAGUAUCGACGAUUCUGAUAAAGGUUACUCAUUUGCAUAUCUUUGAUCCGAUUGCGUCGAUAUUUAUCGGUAGCUUGAUCCUGUUGAGCGCGAUCCCGCUGCUGAAGUCGACCACUUCUUCAAUCCUGUUGAAACUGGACGAGAAAAAACAUAACGCUGUGAAAAACGCAUUGAACCAAAUCUCAGCCACGCCGGGAAUCACCGGCUAUACAACACCACGGUUCUGGCCUGCAACUGUGGACAGUUGUGGGCACUCCCAUGCUCAUUCUCACGCACACUCGCAUGACCACUCGCAUGAACAGGCACAUUGCCACGAGCACUCUCAAGGUCACAUACAUGCAGACUCUCAUGAUCAUUCACACGCCAGUACCCACGAACAUUCAGCAAACACUCCUUCCUUGGUCGGGUACAUACAUAUCCAAUACAACGAUGGCGAAAACUCAACCAUAAUUAAGAAGAGAGCUGAGAAGAUCUUCGAGUCUGUCGGAAUCAAAGCCUGGAUUCAGGUUGAGCCAAACGAAUCAGCCUGUUGGUGUAGAACAUCCUCCCAAAACAUGAUUCCUCAGGUUGUACAGCACAAAUGA